AUGUCAUUGAGCAAAAAAGAGUCACAGGUCCACGAAGAAACCACGGGUGUGUAUGGGGCGACCGCACAGAGCGGUAGCAGGAGUAGUGGGAAUGUUUUGUCCCGCGCUGAAGUGGCGCCACCCAUUGUGACAACGACACGACAGGAAUUCCGGGAAAUUAGCAGAACAGCAGCUCCAUUGGUGAUGACUUUUGUACUGCAGAUGUCCUUGUCGUUCGUUAGUGUCGUGUUUGUGGGAAGACUGAACGCGCUGGCGCUGGGCGGUGUUUCGCUCGCGAACGUGACAUUCACAGCGACGAUGGCCGUGUUCCAAGGUCUGGCCACCUGUCUGGACACAUUAUGUCCGCAAGCGUACGGUAGCAAACGGUACCAGUUGGUAGGACUAUACUUUCAGCGGUGUGUGGCGAUUUCAGUGCUGUUUGCCGUGCCCAUCGCGCUGUUAUGGUGGUUCUCAGCUUCGAUUCUGCAGCUGAUGGUGGAAGACGCCAGGCUUGUGGCCAUCGCAGCAAAUUAUUUGCGAGUGAUGGUAGCCAGUAUCCCGGGCUUCGUGGUUUUCGAGUGCGGGAAGAAAUACCUGCAAGCGCAAAGAGACUUCACUACAGGCCAGUACAUUUUGUUUGUGUGUGCUCCGCUCAACGUGCUUGCCAACUACAUUUUCAUCUUUCGACUCGGCCUCGGCUACAUUGGCGCCCCGAUUGCUGUGUCUUCGACGUUCACGUUGAUGGGUGCCACGCUAUCCGGCUACAUAUGGUACUGUGCGCGCCAGGAAAGCAGUGUCAAUUGCUGGAAUCCGCUUUCAAACUGGAGACCCAUUUUCUCCCAAUGGAACACGAUGAUUUCGUUAGCGGUACCCGGGAUUAUCAUGAUAGAGGCCGAAUUCUUGGCAUUCGAGUCCUUGACGGUUUUGGCUGCGAAAUUCGGAACAAAUGCCCUGGCAGCGCAAUCGGUAGUUGCGUCUGUGCAAAGCUUGACGUUCCAAGUGCCAUUUGGAACCGGCGUUGCAGCGUCCAACAGAAUUGCACAUUAUGUAGGCAAUAAGCGGACUGAUGACUGCAGAAUUGCCACUCGUGCCACACUGCUGCACAUUGGGGGAAUUUUGGCCGUGGCUAACUUUCUGAUUCUGGUCUUGGGCAGGAAAAAAGUAUCGUCGUUUUUCAGCAAAGAUGAAGAAGUGGCGCACUUAGCGUCGCAAAUCCUGCCCAUUAUUGGUGUGAACCAGUUCGCCGACGUUUUCAAUGUCCUGGCUGCAGGUGUUUUGCGAGCUCAAGGUCGCCAGCGGAUUGGCGGAAUUCUAAACGUUCUUGCCUAUUACGCUGUGGGGAUUCCGCUGGCUCUGACUUUAGGGUUUUAUACUGACAUGGGAUUAAAAGGGUUUUGGACAGGUCUUGGCUGCGGUAUCGUGGUUUUGGCCAUUAGUGAAGUCUAUUGCGUGUGGAACUCUGACUGGAUCAAGAUCAUCCACGAUUCUCACCUUGUGCAUAAAGCUUCUGCGGGGAACUGGGAGUAA
Lachancea sp. 'fantastica' is the source of this 1506-nucleotide messenger RNA. NCBI's taxonomy places the organism in Eukaryota, Fungi, Ascomycota, Saccharomycetes, Saccharomycetales, Saccharomycetaceae. The record is from the annotation of a GenBank genome assembly.